AUGACCCUCCGUCCUCCCAGGUGCAUCCUUUGUUCUCACCAUUCGACAGUUUCGACGCAGCCUACGGCACCCCGUGAGGCUCUAAUGGCUGCCAGUGCAACCUGGGGACAGACGAUGGGCGAGCAUCGCGCACAGAUAGUUGAAAACUGCUCUUUCUUCUCUUCUCGCGAUGCCCAGAUAGUCAUUAUCCUGACCCGGGAGCCCCUGGGCAACUUCAAGGCAAUAGCCCUACGCUCUGAGAAGGACGGCGAGAGGGAAGCCCUGCUGUCGUCCGAGAGCGCCGAGACGGUUCAGAAGGCCUACGAGCUCCUCUUGGUGAAGUCUGCGGACGCGGUACAGAACUACAUCACCACCAAUGGCUUUGCUUCCCUCCCGUGCCCCAAAAAGAUUGGCGAGGUCCUUGACGAUGACGACGACGCGGUCUCUUCUGUCUCGUCGGCGUCCGAAAUCAUGGACGGCGACCCGGAUAAGGAUCUGGGGGACUCUGCCUUGUCUUUUGAUGCCGAGUCUGCCUAUGAGAGCAUGACAGAAGAUGAGGCUUGCGAUGGCUAUGGCAGGGCGAGAGGCACCCACACCUCGAGCAACACCCGCAUUCACCGGUCCCCCGAAUGGGUGAGAUACCCUUCUCGCUCACCGAGACGGGAUGACCCGGACGUCUCACGCCAUGAAUAUCCACACAACCUCCCCGUUCAAAACUUCCCCAUCCAUCGUCGCCGCUCCAGCCCCUCUCAGGCCCCUACCUACAAGACCCUUGGUCCUGCCCGCCAUGUCACCUCUGGGCCCCCGAUGCCUCCGGCUGGCGUGGCCGCAGUGCAACCGGGGACGUGGAAGGUUGGGCCUGGGCCUGCCGUGCCCAUGCGCCCGCCUGGCAGUUACGCGAACCUGGGACAUCAGGUGUACUCGGAUGUCACCAUGGGUGGCAUGAGAGCACAUCCAUCACAGAUGCUCACCGUCCACGGCCCGCCUCUGCCUCCGACCGGAAGACUGGUGCCACCUCCGCCACCCGGCACUCUGCCACAGCCAGGCCAGAUGAAGCAUUUCAUCAGCAGUGUCAACCUCAACGGUAACAGUCAUACCGGGUCGACCUCGGCGUCAUCCCCUCCUGGGAUCAUGGGCCACCACGUCCACCACCCAGCCACCACGCAGGCGCCACCGCCGUCGGCCUCGUCCCACUCGACCACGGCAUCAUCCACGCCCACGACAGGCCCCAUCAAAGCCCCUCCACCCCCCGCGCCGACCCAGCCGCCCCCGCCUGCAGCGCCGGCCCCCAUAGACUGCCGGCUGUGCAUCAAGUCGCGCAUGCCCGGGACCGGCGACGUCAGCGAGCAGCGCAUGGUGGUGCGCACGCUGCCGACGCGGCCCCACGUGCGGGCCGCGGCGCUGCGCUACGUCGAGUACAACCCGUCGCUCUUCAGGCACCUCGCGGGCGCCUCCUCCUCCUCCUCCCCCUCCUCCGGCCCGCUGUCGUUCAAGGGCGGCGAGGUGGCCACCCCGGCCCCCGCGGGCGCGGACAAGCACCUGCGGGCCAACGUCACGCGCGUCAUCUUUGGCGGCAGCGAGAGCUAUGACCUCACCACCUACGGCGAGGACGACCUCAGCCGGCUGUGCGCCAGCGUCGUGGGCGGCAGGGGCGGCGCGGGCGAGCUGCCGCUGUUCGAGGUUGUGGUUACUAAUAUCGGGCCGGCUGGGUCUUUCUUUACGCUUUCCUGA
Messenger RNA from Diaporthe batatas, 1710 nucleotides. RefSeq lists its product as uncharacterized. The transcript is spliced from 2 exons. The coding region runs from base 1 to 1710 and encodes 569 amino acids. The record is from RefSeq and is a predicted model, not a curated record. Lineage: Eukaryota; Fungi; Ascomycota; Sordariomycetes; Diaporthales; Diaporthaceae.